Molecule: messenger RNA, 1325 nt
Organism: Chaetomium fimeti
Lineage: Eukaryota; Fungi; Ascomycota; Sordariomycetes; Sordariales; Chaetomiaceae
Exons: 2
Coding region: 348-1214 (288 amino acids)
Source: RefSeq, a predicted model, not a curated record
UAGACCCUUGCCGGACCUGCUCGAAUCUGGCAUCUCGGGAAGGCCGUUCCGGAGGACAACACGACACUUUUACGUAGUUCAGACGCAUUGACGGCCUAUUUACUGGGAACCAUGGCCAAUUUUAUGGAGGAUACGUUCAAUUGCCGAAUGCUUUCCUCCUAGAAUUAUUUGCGAAUUUCUUUCUCGACCGUUGGUGACUUGGUUGUUGUUGACGGACCUUGCUGAACCCCAGGUCCAAACCGAGAGACUCCGCCGAGUUUGUUGAUCCUCCGGCUUCUCUUCCUCCACCCCCACAACCCACCCUCAACCCUGUGAUACCCACCACCACCACCACAACCACCACGACCAUGAAGUUCGAAGCCCUCCUCGCCGCCGCCUGGCUAGCAGCCACCACCACAGCCAUCGGCCCCGCCACGCCGGACCAACCGCCGCGACUCAGAGGCAAGCCCGAGCGGAUGGCCAACUGGCCGUGGCCCAACCCCUUCAAGUCCGCCGAGCUCGCCAAAUUCACGCCCGCCUGCGACGUGCUGCGCACCUUCCGCGCCCAGGAAUUCAUGCUCGACGACCUGGCCGCCAAGGCGCCCAAGGGCCUGCUCGAGUACCGCGACGCGCUCAAGGACGUCUUUGCCGCGCGCGAGUACCCCGGCAGCUGGGACGGCAUCGACCCCCACGGCUACGAUCGCGAUCUGCUGACCAUGGAUUAUAAUGAUGUCCCCCUGCGCGUGCGCGAGUGGAUCGAGGACCAGGAGCGUACGGAUGGCCCGGGCAAGGGGUUGUUCGCGGUCUAUCAGCGCCCUUUGCCGGGGACCAGGGUGUUGCAUACGAUUAAGGUGCCGAAGGAGACGCCCGUGACGGAGGAGUGGCGCGCGAGGGAUGAGAUCCGGGUGGCGUUGUUUGCGCCUGGCGCGCUGUAUGAGGUGCUGCCGUUGUGGGUGGUGGAGGGGAGCAAGUGUGAGGGGCCGCUUCUCGACCUCUCCAAGUACAGCUCCAAGCUCGUCGACGGCGGCGUCAUUGCGUACCCGAUCCACCACAGCUUCCCCAAGCGGGCCCAGGGCAAGCGGGAGAUUGAGUUCCAGAUCCAGGCGCAGGUGCUGCAGCUGAACGAGGGUGAGACUUUGGAGACUGAGCAGGCCGAGAACGUCGAGGAGGCUGAGAAGGUUGAAAAGGCCGAGAAGGUCGAAGAGACCGAGAGCACCGAGAAGGAGGAACUCUAAUUUUGCUUCAACUAGCAUCAGAGAGGGAAGAAGGUUAACAUUAUACACCAUCCAUGCACCUGUACUACAUUUCAUUUGUCGCUGCAUAUCACGAAUACCAUAUUAUACUCU